UAUCCAGUUAGGGGACUGAGUUAACUUAGAAAUUAGUAUUCUCUAGACAUCCGAGCUGUGCGUCCACUGCAUAAUUAUCAUUAUUCCCGCAUCUGUUUGUUUAACGCAUUUAAAAAUUACAGCAUAAAUUCGGCGAUAGCGACGCAAAACUUCAUGGCUAAACUACGUAGUCUCAACGAUCUGUCGGAGACGGAAGCGCAACGUGAGAUUGCAUCAACUGAUGCUGUUCUGUUUGAUGUGGAUGGAGUUUUGCUGUCCGAUAAAGCAGUGCUUCCUGGAGCCGAAGCUGCAGUGCAAAAGUUGAGGGCUUUGGGCAAACAGAUUGGAUUUGUCACCAACAACACCUUGUACACACUGGAAAAAAUACAGGCCAAUUUGGCUCAAUUUAGUGCACAAUUUGACGAAGUAAUAAACCCGACGGCUGCCUUGUUGGAAUAUCUGCGAAAAAUCGACUUCCAAAAGGACAUUUAUAUGAUUUCCACAUCCGAACCUAAGCGACUAGUACGGGCAGCUGGAUACAAUGUUUUAGAAUUCAAGGAUAUCCUACCUGAAAAAAUUGAGCCUACUUUGGGAGCAGUUUACGAAGCCCAGGAACUAUCUUUGCAGAGAUGUAAAAAUGUUGGUCUGGUGUAUUUGGAUUAUGACAUGAAUUGUGGAUAUGGAGAUAUACAAUGCGCCUUAAAUAUUAUUAAGCGCAUUGAUGGCGUCCAAGUAUUGAGUGGCCUAAAUGAUGAUGAGGUUCCUGGGCCCAAUGGUGCCUUAAUAG
This is a messenger RNA of Dendroctonus ponderosae (mountain pine beetle), 766 nucleotides long. Its product is annotated as phosphoglycolate phosphatase 2. Gene Ontology annotation, cellular component: cytoplasm. Gene Ontology annotation, molecular function: phosphatase activity. The record is from RefSeq and is a predicted model, not a curated record. NCBI's taxonomy places the organism in Eukaryota, Metazoa, Arthropoda, Insecta, Coleoptera, Curculionidae.